Molecule: messenger RNA, 1925 nt
Organism: Penicillium egyptiacum
Lineage: Eukaryota; Fungi; Ascomycota; Eurotiomycetes; Eurotiales; Aspergillaceae
Source: the annotation of a GenBank genome assembly
UUGAUAAAAAAAAUUUCCUCUCUCCCCCACCAUCCCUCUUCCCAUCCCUCCCUCAAAAUCACAUCUAAAAUUUCAUAAUGGCCGAUUCUGAGGUUUACGACGGUGCCGUCGGCAUCGAUCUUGGCACUACCUACUCUUGUGUUGCCAACUACGAGGGCACCAAUGUCGAGAUCAUUGCCAACGACCAGGGUAGCUACACUACCCCCUCCUUCGUCUCUUUCACCGACAAGGAGCGUCUGAUUGGCGAUGCCGCCAAGAACCAGGCCGCCAUGAACCCUGCCAACACCGUCUUCGAUAUCAAGCGUCUGAUCGGUCGCCGCUACGAGGACCCUAUCGUCAAGAAGGAUGUUGAGUCCUGGCCCUUCAAGGUCAUCGACCAGGGUGGCAACCCCGUUGUCCAGGUUGAGUACCUUAACGAGACCAAGGUCUUCUCUCCCCAGGAGAUCUCCUCCAUGGUCCUCAUGAAGAUGAAAGAGGUCGCUGAGAUCAAGCUCGGCAAGAAGGUUGAGAAGGCUGUCAUCACCGUGCCCGCUUACUUCAACGACAACCAGCGUCAGGCCACCAAGGAUGCCGGUGCCAUCGCUGGCCUGAACGUUCUCCGUAUUAUUAACGAGCCUACUGCUGCCGCUAUCGCCUACGGUCUCGGCGCCGGCAAGUCUGAGAAGGAGCGAAACGUCCUCAUCUACGAUCUCGGUGGUGGUACCUUCGAUGUGUCCCUGCUGAACAUCCAGGGUGGUGUCUUCACUGUCAAGGCCACCGCUGGUGACACUCACCUUGGUGGUCAGGAUUUCGACACCAACCUCCUUGAGCACUUCAAGAAGGAGUUCCAGCGUAAGACUGGCAAGGAUCUCUCCGGUGAUGCUCGUGCUCUCCGUCGUCUCCGCACUGCUUGCGAGCGUGCUAAGCGUACCCUGUCCAACGCUACCCAGACCACCGUCGAGAUUGACUCUCUCUUCGACGGUGAGGACCUCAACUCCUCCAUCACCCGUGCCCGUUUCGAGGACCUUAACGCCAAGGCUUUCUCUGGCACCCUCGACCCCGUCCAGCAGGUCCUCAAGGACUCAGGCAUCCCUAAGAACAAGGUCGACGAGAUCGUCCUUGUUGGUGGCUCCACCCGUAUUCCUCGUAUCCAGAAGCUCCUGAGCGACUUCUUCGAUGGCAAGAAGCUCGAGAAGAGCAUCAACCCCGAUGAGGCUGUUGCCUACGGUGCUGCCGUUCAGGCCGGUAUCCUCUCCGGCAAGGCCACCUCUGCUGAGACAGCUGACCUGCUCCUUCUUGACGUUGUUCCUCUUUCCCUUGGUGUUGCCAUGGAGGGCAACAUCUUCGCCCCCGUUGUUAACCGUGGCCAGACCGUCCCUACUAUCAAGAAGCGCACCUUCACCACUGUUGUUGACAACCAGAGCACUGUCCAGUUCCCCGUCUACCAGGGUGAGCGUACCAACUGUGCUGACAACACCUCCCUGGGAGAGUUCACUCUUGCUCCCCUUCCUCCCAUGCGCGCCGGUGAGGCCGCUCUCGAGUGUGUCUUCGAGGUGGACGUCAACGGUAUCCUGAAGGUCACCGCCACUGAGAAGACCUCCGGCCGCACUGCCAACAUCACCAUCUCCAACGCUGUUGGCAAGCUUUCCAGCGCUGAGAUCGACCAGAUGGUUGACGAUGCUGCCAAGUUCAAGACCAGCGACGAGGCUUUCACCAAGCGCUUCGAGUCUCGCCAGCAGCUUGAGUCUUACAUCUCCCGUGUCGAGGAGAUUGUUUCCGACCCUGGCAUGUCCAUGAAGCUCAAGCGCGGCAACAAGGAGCGCAUUGAGUCCGCUCUCAGCGACGCCAUGGCCCAGCUCGAGGUUGAGGACUCCACCCCCGAGGACCUCAAGAAGAAGGAGCUUGCUCUCAAGCGUCUGAUCACCAAGGCCAUGUCCACACGGUAA